GUCUGACGUGUGUGCACAGACUCUCUGAGACACUCCACUAACGAACACCUCCAGCCUCUGCAUCAUUAAACCAACCAGGACUUUUACGUGGUAUCCUCACCGGUACAUUAGCCAUGACUGACCAGGAGACUCCUGACACUGUGGGGAUGCCUGCACCACCUACGGUGCCCACUGUACGCCCCAAACGUGUGUCCCACCGUGGACGCCAUGUGGCUCCACUUGCCAGCUCCAACAAGAUUGACGAGGAAGUCCCUGAGUUUGAGCCUUUCAUGCUUCUGCCCAAAGGGCUUCCACCCCUUAUGGAGUACCUGGACGUCUGGGAUGUGGACAUGAUUAAGCAGCCGCAUGAAGUGAACAAACAAAAGCACCACACCAACCUGUACUCCAACGACUACCUGAUUGUACGUCGGGCCCAGGAGUUUCAGAUCAAGAUCACCUUCAACCGAGCCUACAAGCCUGUGGAGGACAAGUUUGCUGUUGAGUUUGUUAUAGGUGCCAGCCCUCAGUACAGCAAAGGGACCUACAUACCCGUCUUCCCUUCUAAGGAACGGAAGAGCAUAUGGCGUGGUCAGGUCCUAGAGACCUCUGACAACGUUGUUACCAUUGGCAUCAUAACCGCGCCGGACUGCAUCGUGGGAAAGUAUGGGUUGUAUAUUGCUGUGGUUACUCCCUACGGCAUCCGCAGGACAAGAAGAGACCCAAAAUUGGACGUUUAUAUUCUCUUCAACCCCUGGUCACCAGCUGAUGCGGUGUUCCUUGAUGAUGAAGAGGAGAGGGAGGAGUGUGUGCUGAAUGAGUUGGGUGUCAUCUAUCACGGCGCAUAUGAUGACGUGGCCGAGCGUUCCUGGAACUAUGGACAGUUUGAGUUUGGCAUUCUGGAUGCCUGUCUGUUCAUUAUGGAUAAGGGUGACAUGCCCCUCACCAACCGUGGAGAUCCUGUCAAAGUCAGCAGAAAGGCAUCUGCUAUGGUGAACUCACGUGAUGAUGAAGGUGUGUUGGUGGGGAACUGGAGUGGUGAUUACAUGUAUGGUGUCCCCCCCACCUCCUGGACAGGCAGCGUGGAGAUUCUCCGGGACUAUUCAGGAAGUCAGGGAAUGCCUGUCGGCUAUGCCCAGUGUUGGGUCUACGCAGCCGUCUUUAACACAUUCUUACGCUGUCUGGGCAUACCCAGCAGAGUGGUAACUAACUUCUUCUCUGCCCAUGACAACGAUGGCAACCUUAAGAUGGACAUCAUAUUGGAUGACAAAGGCAGAGUGGACAGAAGCCGUACCAGAGACUCCAUUUGGAACUACCACUGCUGGAACGAGUGCUUCAUGGCCAGGCCUGACCUCCCUGAUGGGUUUGGAGGCUGGCAGGUUGUGGAUGCUACACCUCAAGAGACCAGUGAUGGUAUGUACCGGUGUGGUCCUGCUUCAGUGGCAGCCAUCAAAAAUGGCCAGGUCUGCUACCCUUUUGAUGCCCCAUUUGUGUUUGCUGAGGUGAACAGUGAUGUGGUGUUCUACUCCCGCAGUAUGGAAGGUACACUGCAACCGGUGAAGGUGAACACCAAACACGUGGGCCGCAUGGUGCUCACCAAAGCCGUGCUGCAUGACGGACGCAGAGACAUCACUGACCACUACAAGUUCCCAGAAGGUAGUGCAGAGGAGCGUCUGGUCCUGGAGAAGGCUGAGGAGCUUGGUUGUCAGCGGGAGAAGGCUUCUCUUCGUCCAGUGGACAUUGAUGUGGAGAUCCUUGCCCAGGAAGUGCAGCUGGGUGAAACUUUUGACCUGGAGCUGCAGUUCACCAAUCACAGUGCGCAGCAGCAUGUGGUAGACAUCUACAUCAGUGGGACCGUAGUCUACUACACGGGCGUGCCGAGCGCUGAAGUCGUGUUUCAGACACCGACCGUGAAACUGGACCCAAAACAGAGUAAAAAGGAGAAAUUGGUGGUGCGCAGUGAGGCGUACCUGAAAAAGCUGCUGGAAGUUCAGGGGAACCUGCACUUCAUCGCUACUGGGAAGGUCAAAAAGACGGGUCAGAUCAUCACCGCCAUGAGGCUUGUCACUGUGCACAACCCCAGACUUACUGUUAAGGUGGCUGGUUCUCCCAGAGUGGAUGAGGAGAUGUAUGUGACGGUGGAGUUCACCAACCCCUUUAUGUUCAGUCUGGAAAACGUGUAUGUGCGUGUGGAGGGGCCUGGAAUCAUGUCAAUACAAACUAAACAGUACAGAAUCAUUGGGCCAGGCAGCUCUAUAACAUGGACGGAGAAUUUUAGUCCUCGGAGGGCAGGCAGUACAAAGAUGAUGGCCAGCCUUGACUGUGCUGCUCUGAGACAGGUGUACGGCGAGACAGAGGUCACCAUCCAGGAGUGACUCAGACAGGUGUAUGGCGAGACAGAGGUCACCAUCCAGGAAUGAAUGAGAGAGAGAGAGAGAGAGAGAGAGAGAGAGUGAGCGAGCGAGCGAGUGAGCUAAAUGAAGAGUAGUGCCUUGGUCAUGUCAUGAAUACAAUACUGUAUUCCAUAAUCAAAACAUUGUAUUUUGUAACAAGCUACAUGCCUUUGUAUUAAACUGCCCAUAUAUCAUAUACACAUCAUAGCUCACAAGAAGCCUCAAUGUUUAUGUUGAUUAGAAAAAGUAAAAUAUAUAUAUACAGUUGUGUUCAAAAUAAUAGCAGUGUGUUUAAAAAUGUGAGUAAAGCU
Electrophorus electricus (electric eel) is the source of this 2680-nucleotide messenger RNA. It is a transcript of the gene f13a1b, whose product is annotated as coagulation factor XIII, A1 polypeptide b. Gene Ontology annotation, biological process: blood coagulation, fibrin clot formation; peptide cross-linking. Lineage: Eukaryota; Metazoa; Chordata; Actinopteri; Gymnotiformes; Gymnotidae. Gene Ontology annotation, molecular function: protein-glutamine gamma-glutamyltransferase activity. The record is from RefSeq and is a predicted model, not a curated record.